AUGGGUUGGAUGAAGAAGUUCAUGUCUCUUGAGAAGUUAGAUUCUACUAUUCAUUGGUUAUUAGAACAGGUGGCAGCAGUGGCUGGAGGUGUGGUAGGGGCUGCACUUCUGUUGCUUCUGAUCGGCAUUGGUAUCUACAUCUUAUGGAGGAAAAGGUGCAUUGGACCAUCCUAUGAAGAACUUCAGAAUGUGAGCACACCGACACAUACGCAAUCCACUGGAGUUGUUUCGCCUUCAUUAAGCCAUGCCAAGGACACGGGGAAUAAAAGUGUGCCCUUCAUUGUUCCUCCAAAGUUUCAUGGGCGAGACUGGGUUGGAUUACAGAAUGGAGAACGUAUUCAGGAUGACAAUGAGCCCUAUAUUGCCCCAGAUUUCCAACCACGAUCAUCAUUCUUUUCUUUGGGUGGCGCUUAUGUUCUGGGUUCCAUCAACCCGGCUUUAUAUAAAUAUCCAGAAGACAAUGAAGAAACAGAUUUUCCGGAGGGAAAUAUUGGACGUAUCUGGUUUGCCGUGGAAUAUGAAUAUGAGACAGAAAGGCUUGUAGUGUCACUUAUCAAAGUGAGGAACCUCCAGUACAGCUCGGACUCAUGCAACCCUUUUGUAAAAAUGCAUCUCUUGCCUGAUGAGAGACGUUAUCUACAGUCAAAGACGAAGCGUAAAACCUUGAACCCACAGUUUGAUGAGAAUUUUGUGUUCCAGGUUUCUGGAAAAACACUACAUCAGAGGAGUCUAAGGUUUUCUGUCUUCCAUGUGGAUAAAAUAAAGAAGCACCAUCUACUGGGACAAGUUCUCUUCCCUUUGAAAAAUGAAAAUUUGACUGAUGAUGGGAAGCUUGUUAUUUGGCGAGAUUUGGAACAAGAAAAUUUAGAGCCGCCAUCAGAGUAUGGAGACAUCCAGUUCUCACUUAGCUACAAUGAUUACCUUGGUCGUUUGACAGUGGUUGUGCUCAGAGCAAAGGGUAUUCAGUUCCAAGAGGAACGUGGAGUUGUCAGCUCAGCAUAUGUAAAGGUGUCUCUCAUGAAUCAUAACAGAUUCAUCAAGAGUAAGAAGACUGCUGUUGUUCUUGGUACCCCAAACCCUGUUUAUAAUGAGACCUUCAGCUUUAAGUUGGAACAGAGCGAAUUAGAUACAGCAAGUCUUAGUCUAUCUAUCCUACAAAAUACUGAAGGAGACAAAAGUAACUUACAAGGACGUGUUGUGGUUGGACCGUUCAUGUACACUAGAGGACGAGAGCUGGAACACUGGAAUGAAAUGCUUAAUAAACCCAAAGAGUUGGUGAAGAGAUGGCAUGCCCUGAGCAUUAGCACCUGA
Bufo bufo (common toad) is the source of this 1311-nucleotide messenger RNA. Its product is annotated as synaptotagmin-15-like. Bases 1 to 1311 code for a protein of 436 amino acids. Lineage: Eukaryota; Metazoa; Chordata; Amphibia; Anura; Bufonidae. Gene Ontology annotation, molecular function: phosphatidylserine binding; calcium ion binding; calcium-dependent phospholipid binding. The transcript is spliced from 8 exons. Gene Ontology annotation, biological process: calcium-ion regulated exocytosis; regulation of dopamine secretion; regulation of calcium ion-dependent exocytosis. The record is from RefSeq and is a predicted model, not a curated record.